ACCACUGACCUCCUCUGACUAAAAGCUGAGAUCAGCCUGGAGAGGAAUGUAGGUUGUCACCAGAGCUAUUUUGGCUAUGUACAGCCGCUAAUGAUUGUGAUCACAGAGCAGAGCUCGGAGCAGUUGCUUUGCUUUCCUUUUUUCCUACCAGCAAGUUUGAUCAUGCAGCUCUCACCGGCACUGCAGGGAUUAGAGAGUUAAACGAAUGGCAAGUCGGCUGCGCUUGCAUUUCGCGUCAAGGAGAAGCAACACUGACCCUCUGUCAGAAAGCCUCAGCAGCCAUGGUGAGGAGAGUGGAGUCAGUGUGCCAGCUCGUAGCCCCGCAGAGAUUCUGGCGCACAGUUCUGUCCACUUGAAGGUGACUCCUCUGUCACCAGACUAUGCUAAUUUACAGCGGUACUCUUCAGUAUUCAUACCCAGGGUUAACACUGGAAGGGGUAAUAAGAAGAGCAUUCUGCAGAUCUUGCUGCAGCCCUGUGGAAAGCUCAGUGGAGAGCUGGAUGGCAGUAUAGAGGAUGGAGACCCGGGGGGCAGUGAAGGAGGAGCAGGUAGUGGCUCUGACGGAGGCUCGUGCAGCAGCAGCAUGGCCAGCGAUGCUGGGUACUGUAGCAGCAACAGCAUCUUUGAGCCAGAGGCUUCAGAAAAGCACAGGACCACCCAGGAGAGGAGUCUACUCUGCCGCAAGUCCAAGGUCCCGCUGAGACGGUGCUCCUCCUUGGUUAUAUUUUCAAAGAGCCCCUGCAGCACCCCACCUGCUUCCCCAGUCAGUCCAGUGGCUCUCUCACCAGCGAAGGGGUCUCAUCAGUCGUCUCUUCAGACAUCUGCCACUGAAUUCUCACAAGAUGAUGAGGAAGUGACUUGCAAAGGGUCCACCACCACGGCAGUAUGUGGCCAUCGUCUCCCAAAAGGAAGCUGUUCAGCCGAGUUCAGGGACACCAAACACAUGGUGCAAUUUAAUAUUCCUUUACAGGAUGAACCAAAAUGCAAAAUGGAGGACAGGAGUAAAGUAAUGGAACUGUCAUCAACUCUAGACAGAUCGAAUCGUCACUCUAGCAGCGUGCUGCUGCACUUUGCCCACCAGAGACCAAUGAUACCCGGGAAGGGAGCUGCAACAACGGCUACAGUCAAUGUGGGACAUCCUGAGGCUCCUAACCCGGCCGCACACUCUGAGGGUGAACAUGACCCUCGCAAAAAACUGUAUCGUAGUACCUCUGCUUGUUUGUUCUCCUCAACUAAACCAUUAGAGAAAAACCAAAAGGUCUGUUCAUCAGGAAAAGGCCAGGAAAGGCCUGAGGAAAACCAUUGUCAUCGCGCAAUCCAAAGGAGUUUUUCCCUGGAGGUGCCCUACCCUAACACUGGAAUUUCAUGUCACGUUUCAAAUCCAAAAUUCAGUAGCCCUUGCUCUCCACAUGUGCACAUUCAUUUGUCUCCUUGUUGCCCAGCUAAAUUGCCUAGCUCUGUUACUGAUGUAAACACAAGCCUCAAAGGGAAUAAUACGCCAAAGAGCCCAGGUCAAAACACCAAGACACGUGAUGACUUUUUGGGACAGGUGGACGUCCCCUUAAAUCAGAUACCGACAGAAAAUCCUAAUACAGAAAGGCCAUACACAUUCAAGGAUUUUCUGCUUCACCCACGAAGCCACAAGUCCAGAGUCAAAGGUCACCUGCGUCUCAAAAUGACCUACCUGCCCAAAAACUCAGGUUCAGAGGAGGAAACAGCAGAUCAGACUGAGGACACAGAUCCUGGUUGGGAGUUUCUGGAGGCUCAGGACAUGUCAGGUCCCAGACAAAGCCAGCUGCUGCCAGCUCUGCCCCCUGGCUGGGAGGAGCGGCAGGACAACCUGGGAAGAACCUACUUUGUCAAUCAUGAGAGCAGAACCACACAGUGGCAACGACCCACAAUGCAGGACAGUGGUGUGGAGAUGCAAAGAACACAGAACAAUAAUAUGGAUGUGGAGCAUGCUUUCAAUACACGCAGACAGAUCUCAGACCACGACGAAAACAGCACACGAGAAUCUCCUGAGAGCUGGGAGAUCAUUACAGAGGACGAGUCCACCUUGUACCACAGCGGUAACCAGCAGCUCGGAUCACCUCCCCCCUGCAUGCCUGUGCCGGAGUUCCACUCGGUCAGCGACGAGCUGAGAAACAUUCAUCUUUCAGGGGCCACAGCUGGCGAGCUGCGCACCUCUCAGACAGAUCACACUAGUAAUUCAAGCCAUUCCAGUCUUAGAGGAAGUGCCCGGACUUCAACGGGAGAGGAACAUCCUGUUAAUCCUGUGCUGCUUCCAACCUCAGCUGGGCUGCCUGCAGGCUGGGAGGAGAAGCGAGACAGUAAAGGAAGACGCUACUAUGUCAACCACAACAGCCGAACCACUUCGUGGACACGACCCCUUGUUCAGAAAACCUCAGAAGCAGCAGCAGCACCGAGUGGUUCAGGUUUACCCCAGAGCCCCCCUCCGUCCCAACCGCCUGUCCCCCCUGAGGAGUCUCCUCAGCACACCCCAAGCCCCGAGGCCACAUAUGAAUCUGGCUUCCUGCCGGCUGGUUGGGAGGUUCGCAGUGCUCCCAGUGGAAGACCCUUUUUCAUCGACCACAACACAAAGACUACUACCUGGGAAGAUCCCAGGCUAAAGAUUCCUGUGCACAUGAGGAGGAGAGCCUCACUUGACCCAUCUGAUCUCGGCCCUCUGCCACCUGGUUGGGAAGAGAGGGUCCACACUGAUGGGAGGAUAUUCUACAUAGAUCACAACACCAGGACCACACAAUGGGAUGAUCCCAGAUUACAGAACUCAGCUAUAACUGGACCAGCAGUGCCUUAUUCCAGAGAUUAUAAACAGAAGUAUGACUACUUCCGGAAGAAGCUGAAGAAACCGGCUGACAUCCCAAACCGUUUUGAGAUGAAGCUGAGACGAAAUGCAAUGCUGGAGGACUCAUACAGACGCAUCCUCUCAGUUAAGAGGGCAGACCUGCUGAAGGCACGACUGUGGGUGGAGUUUGAGGGAGAAAAGGGACUGGACUAUGGUGGCGUGGCCAGGGAAUGGUUCUUCCUCAUGUCCAAGGAGAUGUUCAACCCGUACUACGGACUGUUCGAGUAUUCUGCCACGGACAACUACACGCUGCAGAUUAACCCCAACUCGGGUUUAUGUAAUGAGGACCACCUGACCUACUUCAAGUUCAUCGGCCGCGUGGCGGGCAUGGCUGUGUAUCAUGGCAAACUGCUCGAUGCUUUCUUCAUCCGGCCUUUCUACAAGAUGAUGCUGCAGAAGCCGAUCACUCUCCAGGAUAUGGAGUCUGUUGACAGUGAAUAUUUCAACUCAUUGAUGUGGAUUUUGAAGAACGACCCAACGGACUUGGAUUUGAGGUUCACCAUUGACGAAGAGCUGUUUGGACAGACUCACCAGCAUGAACUCAAGCCAGGCGGCACCGAGAUUGUGGUCACUAAUGACAACAAGAAGGAAUACAUCCAUCUGGUGAUGCAGUGGAGGUUUGUGAACAGGAUACAAAAGCAGAUGACUGCCUUUAAAGAGGGAUUCUUUGAGUUGAUACCACAAGAUCUGAUCAAGAUCUUUGAUGAGAAUGAGCUCGAGCUGCUCAUGUGUGGUCUUGGAGAUGUGGAUGUGAAUGACUGGAGAGAGAACACCAAGUACAAGAACAGUUACUGCUCCAACCACGUCGUUAUCCAGUGGUUUUGGAAAACGGUGCUGUUGAUGGAUGCAGAAAAGCGAAUCCGGCUCUUACAGUUUGUGACGGGAACAUCAAGGGUCCCAAUGAAUGGCUUUGCUGAACUCUAUGGGUCUAACGGGCCACAGCUGUUCACCAUCGAGCAAUGGGGAACACGUGAUAAACUUCCCCGAGCCCACACAUGCUUCAACCGACUGGACCUUCCUCCUUAUGAGUCUUUUGAGGAGCUGAGGGAGAAACUUCAUAUCGCCAUCGAGAAUGCACAAGGCUUCGACGGGGUGGAUUAGUGCUGCUGCUGUAAAUGAGCUGAACUGACAUUACUGCCAUCAGAGUAAAGCCAGGCAUGAGAGACACAAGCUGUGUGUCAGACUCGGGUCUUAACCUGCCAGCUGUGUGACAGAUGAAGGACAGUCACACAACCUUCACUUUGAUCCUCUGUUGAGGCGCACGCAGAGAAAGGACAUUAAAUCUUGAGUGACGGAGGUAUUUAAUCGCUCCGCGUGUUCUAAAGUUUACAAAUCAGGUUUUCUUAUUAUUGGAUUCUUUACUGUAAGUCGCUCAAAGGUGUAUUCACUCUUAUUUGUUCUGCUAGAAUGCUUAAAUAUUUAAAGAACUUGAUUCUGUGAAAUGACAAUGUUACAGAGAUUAAUGUGAAUGCAAAGCUAUAUAAUGUAUAACAAAAGAAUCUAACUAAACAUUAGUUUCAUUUGGGAUGAAUUGCCUCAGAAAAACGUUAUGCUCCGAUUCUCACAUCAGGUACUUGUGAGAUUUUUGUCUUCACAUUGUAGUUGGUGGGAAAUUAGUGUAGUUAUGUUGCUCCUCUUUGGACAUCCCUUAAAGGUCCAAUGUGUAACAUUUAGGAGGAGGUCUUGGCAGAAAUGGAAUAUAAUAUUUAUAAGUAUGUUUUCAUUAGUGUAUAAUCACCUGAAAAUAAGAAUCGUUGUGUUUUCAUUACUUUAGAAUAAGCUGUUUUAUCUACAGAGGGAGCGGGUCCCCUUCCACAGAGGCCGCCAUGUUGCACCACCAUGUUUCUACAGUAGCCCAGAACGGACAAACCGAACGCUGGCUCUAGAGAGGGCCGUUAGCGUUUUUCGCGAGAUUCGUGGCCACUGUAGAUUCUCCUACACACUUGGAAGGGGAGGGUGAGGCGAGCGAUAUUCAAAUGGUUGCAAACUGCAAUUUCACCGCUAGAUGUCACUAAAUCCUACACACUGGACUUUUAACUUGUCCCUUCAACACAUGUUCAUGCUUGAAAGAGUGGACCAUAGGAUAGCAUCAACUCUUGACAUUUGAAUGGGAAAAAAAUAGAAAUCAACCCAUGUCUCCUGUCUAAUACCAUUUACCGCCAAAGUAAGUCCAAAAAACAUGACAUUGGCCAAACUGGAACAACAUUACAGGAAAAUUGUCAUCCAGAUGUUUUAAAAUUAAAAGAUGAAGGCAACAAUGUGUAAGAAGUUUAUUCCAGAUGUAUAUGAAGUUUUAAAUGGCAAAACCUGAAUGAUAAAUUGGCAUUCAACCUAAAUAAAACAGAUGUGAAGAUAAUUUCUCUCCAUUUUUCCUAUCAUUUAAAUUCUCUACAUAAUUAUACAUUUUUCAUUCCAUCAUACUGGAUACACUGAUGCAAAUCCCACAUAUAUGCACUACAGAAGCAUUUGUAGCAGGAAAUCUGCAAGUUAUACACAAGUUUGAGCGACUAAACUUAAAGCAAGUGUAAUACCAGGACCAGUAACAGGCUAAACUAAUUAUACUGUAGUUUGUAUCUGUGUAGGCCACAGAUCCAAAGAAGUGACUACAUGCAGUGUUAGAUUGUGCUGAAAUACUAUGCAUAAUUGUACAUAUUGACAUGAGAUAAUUGAAUAUCACUUGGCUUUUGAGUUUUUCAGUUAUUACAUAAAUAUACUGUACAAACAGAUAUAACUUUGCCUUCUACAAAAUGAUGAAGCACUUAUUAAGACUGUUAAAAGUCACUCAAAUGGUCAAAUAAUGGUUAUUGGUGCACCUCUAAAUUACACAUCCUCACACUCAAGUUCAACACUGACUCUUGUAAAUGUAUAUACACAUUAUAUCUCCUGGCCAGUAGCUUAAAGAAACAUUAUCCGACACACUGACCUUAUCAUACACUUUGCAUACAGUAUGUUAAAUACUAUGUUUUGUUGCCUAUUGUCAAUGAGUGAUAUCAUUUUGUUUUCUUCUACUCAUCAUGGGUGUUUAAUUGCAGCACAGUGCUCUAUUUUUAAGAGUACAACUUUAAAAAUUGUUUUGUUGGUUGUCAAAAUGUGUACAGAUUAUUGUCUGUUUUCAAAAAUGUGUAAUCACUUGUAAUACCUUUGUAGGAAAGUAACUGGACUUAAGCAGUAGUUUUAACAUUUUCUGAAUGGUAAAACAUGUGUUUACACUACCUGCCAUGUUUACAGGUCGUUGAUAAAGGAAGAUAUCGUGGGCUGGUUCUUGUCUCUGACAACACAAUUUUAUACUUAUGCUUUUAUAAAGUGAAGCACUUUGUUAAUAUCGAUGAGUCUUACUUCUGAACUGUUUGAAUCUUGGCCAAUCUGUCACCUGCAGAUCGCUUAAAUCGCUCUUUAAGGAAAUGAUCCUAUGCUUCAAGUGCACAUGUGUAUAAAUGUUUACAUGUGAACAUUGCUGAAAAUAAGCACAUUCUCUUCUUUCACUUGUGUUUAAGAUUAAAUACACAGGCCUUCAUUUGUAAUGUAGAAUUUGAUUGUUUAUUGAUGUUUUAAUCUCUAAAUGGAAGUACUGUUAUACAUGUAUUGUUGUCUACUGAAGAAUAAUGAAUAGAUCAACACUUAAUUUCUGAUAUAUCAAAUUUUGUUAUUAUAGAAUUUAAUUGUAACACCUAUAAGUGCAUUACAACAACCACAUGCAUGCAACACAUACAACAGUUUAAAGGGUGGGAUGAACUGUAGCUGUUAAAUCCCAAUUAAUUACCAAAUUAAAUAUAAAUAUAUUUGAAAAAUAAAGAAGUAUAAAAACAA
Siniperca chuatsi (mandarin fish) is the source of this 6673-nucleotide messenger RNA. RefSeq names its product NEDD4 E3 ubiquitin protein ligase a (gene nedd4a). Gene Ontology annotation, molecular function: ubiquitin protein ligase activity; sodium channel inhibitor activity; protein binding. The transcript is spliced from 25 exons. The record is from RefSeq and is a predicted model, not a curated record. NCBI's taxonomy places the organism in Eukaryota, Metazoa, Chordata, Actinopteri, Centrarchiformes, Sinipercidae. Gene Ontology annotation, biological process: receptor internalization; neuromuscular junction development; ubiquitin-dependent protein catabolic process. Bases 206 to 3967 code for a protein of 1253 amino acids.